CGCCAUCUGAACUAAAACUUGUAGAUGUCGCUAGAGUGGAUUACAAUAGAGAGCAGUUUGAUGUUAGUGGUGUCUGUAGCUUUUCAUUCUUUUGUUUGAGUGAUUUGAUUACGUUGCUAAUAAUUAUACAUUGUUUGGAAUUAGAAUAUUAAGAUAGAAAUCUAUUCUAAUCUUGUUACCUAGCCUUAUUGGAAAAAUGCAGAUUUUUGUAAAAACUCUCACAGGAAAGACCAUCACGUUAGAGGUCGAAGCAUCUGAUACGAUAGAAAAUGUCAAGGCUAAAAUACAAGAUAAAGAAGGGAUUCCUCCUGAUCAACAAAGACUUAUCUUUGCUGGCAAACAAUUGGAAGAUGGAAGAACUUUGUCUGAUUAUAAUAUUAAAAAAGAAUCCACUCUUCAUUUGGUAUUGCGACUUCGCGGAGGCAUGCAAAUUUUUGUAAAAACUCUUACAGGCAAGACCAUCACUUUAGAAGUUGAAGCAUCAGAUACGAUAGAAAAUGUAAAAGCAAAGAUUCAAGACAAAGAAGGGAUUCCCCCUGAUCAACAAAGACUUAUCUUUGCCGGGAAACAAUUAGAAGAUGGAAGAACUCUUUCAGAUUAUAACAUUCAGAAAGAAUCUACUUUACAUUUGGUAUUGCGACUUCGCGGAGGCAUGCAAAUUUUUGUAAAAACUCUUACAGGCAAGACUAUCACUUUAGAAGUUGAAGCAUCAGAUACGAUAGAAAAUGUAAAAGCAAAGAUUCAAGACAAAGAAGGGAUUCCCCCUGAUCAACAAAGACUUAUCUUUGCCGGGAAACAAUUAGAAGAUGGAAGAACUCUUUCAGAUUAUAACAUUCAGAAAGAAUCUACUUUACAUUUGGUAUUGCGACUUCGCGGAGGCAUGCAAAUUUUUGUAAAAACUCUUACAGGCAAGACUAUCACUUUAGAAGUUGAAGCAUCAGAUACGAUAGAAAAUGUAAAAGCAAAGAUUCAAGACAAAGAAGGGAUUCCCCCUGAUCAACAAAGACUUAUCUUUGCCGGGAAACAAUUAGAAGAUGGAAGAACUCUUUUAGAUUAUAAUAUUCAAAAAGAAUCUACUUUACAUUUGGUUUUGCGUCUUCGUGGAGGCUCAAAUACUUGAAUCAAAGGAUUAUAAAUCCUUAUGUAGUAACAUUUAGUAAACGUCGUAGUAUAUCAACUGAUAGUAACUUAUACGUUUUUUAUAUUUAUUUAAAAUCGUUAUUUAUAUAAUGUAUGAUACGGUUUAAACGAAAAUCGUAAUAAAUGUGAGCAUGAGCAUUAAUCAUAUGCAAAUGUGCAUGUGCUCCAUAUAUAUAAACAUUAA
Molecule: messenger RNA, 1324 nt
Organism: Vespa crabro (European hornet)
Lineage: Eukaryota; Metazoa; Arthropoda; Insecta; Hymenoptera; Vespidae
Product: polyubiquitin-B
Exons: 2
Coding region: 197-1120 (307 amino acids)
Biological process (GO): modification-dependent protein catabolic process; protein ubiquitination
Cellular component (GO): cytoplasm; nucleus
Molecular function (GO): protein tag activity; ubiquitin protein ligase binding
Source: RefSeq, a predicted model, not a curated record